AUGGCGGGACAUGGCCUUGACUGGAAUUCUCUUGUCGCCUUUGACAAUGUCGCGGCUGGCCACGACGGCGUCAUGUCAGACGUAUCUGGCAGUCUGAUCAUCAAGCCAUGUGUCGCUGCCGAGGUGGAAUUCUACGAGCUUUCCAACGCUGAGCACCCAGAGUUUGCCCAACUGAUGCCGACAUUCAUGGGGAGCCUACAGCGCGGCCAAUCCAAGGAACUACAGGAUCAUCUCACCACCGCCGCUUCGCGCUCUGCUGCCAACGAAGCAAUUGUUCUACCUGCCGCUCUCGAAAAUGAAACAGAAGAAAAGGACGCAAAAGAUGUAGCCGAGACGAAUAGCGCCCUACGAGGAAAGAAACUGGACACAGGACUUGCUAUCGUACUGGAAAACGUGCUGGCCGGCUUCCAAAAGCCCAAUUUCGUCGAUGUGAAGCUGGGUAAACGACUGUGGGCAGAUGAUGCACCACCUGCCAAACGUACCAAGCUGGACGACGUCGCAUCCCAAACGACUAGUGGUUCGCUUGGCUUCAGGAUAGCAGGCAUGAAGGUAUGGCAUCCUGAGGGCUCAGGAGAGUACAAGGUGUUCGACAAGUUCUACGGUCGAAAUUUGACUUCAGACAAUGUCAAGGACGCUUUCUCAGCCUUCCUCUGUGUUGACCAGAAGACAGAGACUCCAGACAUGAUCAGAGAUAUCGUCAGUAACAUCGAAGAGGCUGUCGGCUCUAUAGAACAAAUUAUUGCGAACCAGGAGAGCAGGAUGUAUUCAGCGAGCUUACUGUUCGUCUAUGAGGGAGACCCACAAGCGCGGAGAGAAGCCCUUGAUUCCGCCGUUGCACAGACGGCACAGAAUCGAGACUCGGACGGUCUUAGGACCCAAGAAGGUGAGGGAAUUGAUGAAGAGAACGAUGACGAUGAUGAGGACGAGCAAGUUGAGCCAAAGCUGUUUGACAUCAAGAUGAUCGACUUUGCUCAUGCAGAGUGGACACCUGGGCAAGGACCGGAUGAGAACAUGCUAGUCGGCAUACGCAGCGUCCGCAAGGUCUUGAAGAGCUUGAUGAAGGGGAUCAGUCGCGAAUCCCCACCAUCCAAACCUGUAUCCAUACCGAUUUUAUCCAUACAACAACAGAACACAGCAUUCAUUGUGCCGCUUUCGAUGUCGCUUCUGCCUGGCUUGUCCCUCUCGGCGCCAUCGACGGCAACACCACAACCGGACGCUGCGUCGCAUGCGCCUCCACGAACCGAAGAGCUGCCCGCGCGCUCAGAGCUGCGUUUCGAAGUCGCUUCCGCCAAAUCAUACCGUAUACGCCUAGUACGAGGAACAGCAGAACUGUUUGGCAGCGAGCUAGCGCCUAGCACGACCUACAUUUUCAGCGGAACAAAAGGCGCCGUCUUCACAUGGCACGGCUGCACCCUGGAGCUGCAGGGCGAGGUUGACAGCGAAUACGUCGGUUCCGAGACAGAAGCCAUGGUGGAAUGGCUGAACGUCCACGGUAUGCUAGAGACAGCGCGCGACGAUGCUGGAGUUGGCAGGGACAGCAAUGGCGGCCCGCGUGUUCUGAUCGUUGGCCCUGACGAUAGCGGCAAGACAAGUCUGCUCAAGUGCUUGACAGCAUGGAGCUUGAAGAUGGGGAGGACACCGACUGUCAUCAACAUGGACCCACGGGAAGGUCUACUCAGCAUUCCCGGCAGCCUGAGUGCAGUCACAAUGGGCAGCAUGUUGGAUGUUGAAGAUGGCUGGGGAAGCAGUCCGGUUUCUGGUCCUACUGGAGUGCCCGUCAAGACACCACUGGUCUACCAUUUUCCUUUUGCAUCUCCCGAGGACAACACGCGCAUGUUCAAACCUCUGGUCACACGCGCUGCUCUAGCUGUUACGAGCAGACUCGAGGAAGACGACGAGGCAAAGCAGAGCGGUAUCAUCAUCGACACACCAGGAAGUGUCAACCAACCAAAAGGCGGGUACGAUCUCCUCAUGCACAUCAUCUCGGAAUUCAGCAUCAACGUCGUUCUCACACUGGGCUCGGAGAGGUUGUACAACGACCUGUUACGCAAGUUCGCCAGCCCCAAGAGCUCCGAUGAUGUGGUGCACGUCUUUCGCAUAUCAAAGUCAGGCGGCGCCGUAGCCAGAGAUGAGGCACUCAUGCGUCAAGCUCGUCAGCAACAGAUCAAAAACUACUUCUUCGGCGAUAGCAGAACAUCACUAAACCCACACGGCCAAUGGUGGGACUUUGGCGAUCUGACCCUCUACAAAGCAGUAGACCCUUCAGCAUCACAGGCACAAUCGUCCUUCUUGCCUGGCAUGGACUAUGACGACGAGUCGGCGCCUGGGCAGGGCGCUGCACCAUGGCUGGAGAAGGUAACGCCAAGUCAAGGAAUGGUCAACGCAAUCUUGUCGGUCAAGUUCUGCUCAGGAAACUCGUCACUGGACCACGUGCGCGACAGCUGUGUCAUGGGGUUCGUUUACGUGGCAGAGGUGGAUGAAGCUAGGAAAAAGGUACGGUUCCUGGCACCGCAUCCCAGCAGGUGGGGUGAUCGAGCAUUGGUUUGGGGCAACUGGCCUGAAGGCGUCGGUGAUUUGGUUGCAUAG
Molecule: messenger RNA, 2586 nt
Organism: Aureobasidium vineae
Lineage: Eukaryota; Fungi; Ascomycota; Dothideomycetes; Dothideales; Saccotheciaceae
Source: the annotation of a GenBank genome assembly